GGCGAGGUGAGACGUCGAGAGGCGGCGAAAGGCGUCCCCCCCUGCGUCGGGACGCGCGUCUCCCUGUAUACGAGACGGCUUAGGGCCGACCAAGCGAGAUGCCAGAACCGCCGACGGCACCGUACACCACGAUGAAAAAUGAAAUAUAUCAAAAACAUUUAAUUAGUAUCCUUCAGUGAAUAAAGAUGAACAGUGAGCAGCAUGCAUUGCCAGCGACUACGCAGGCACAACAAGAGGAUGUAAACGCGGGUCAAAGUGGUCGUCCUUCAUACCCAGGUGGUUUGGCUACAGCAACCAGUCUUGGCAAUGUAGGGAGUACCCCGCAUUCAUCCGCGGACCUGCGUGUAGGUACAGCCGUAGCGUUAGCCUCCUCGGUAGCUAAAUAUUGGGUCCUCACCAAUCUCUUUCCUGGACCGCUACCUCAGGUCUCGGUCUAUCAUCAUUCCCACCACAACUCCUCACAUAGGAGUAGUGGAGGUGGAGAGGCAUCUUCCAAAGAGCCAGCCUCUUCAUUGAACCAAGAAAUGGCGUUAACUUCCAGUUCACAUCAUCAAUCAACACCUACACAUCAUCAUCAUCAAUCUUCAGUUAGCAGUAGCAGUCAUCAUAGUUCUUUACAACCAAAUUCACAGCAGAUACCAGUUUCUCUACCAGGCCUUAAUUUAGACGGACCACAUAUACCUGCCAGCGUCAGUCAUUUACAGGCAGCACAUGCACAAAUGCAGCAACAAAUGCAGGCAGCACAGCAGCAACAGCUGCAUCAACAGCAGCAACCACAACAGCAGCAGCAACAACAACAAUCUCACCAUCAAAUGCAAAAUCAUCAAAAUGCUCAGAAUAGUGGACCAACUGCACAUAAUCAAAACGCACAGAGGGAUGAUAAUAAGGUGAAGGAUGAAGGUGGAAGUUGUACAACUGAACGUUGCAGUGACAAUCAAGUUCACUGUCAAGUUCAAUGUGACCUCCAGUUACAAACAUCUCAAGAUUUACAACAAAGUCUUAUGCAACAGCAACAACAGCAGCAACAGCAACAACAAAUUGGUGUGAACAUAAGCGGGAAUUCAUCGAACGAAGGUGGAAGUCAAAAUAAUACAGAGAAACCUGAAAAAGAAAAAGAGUUGCGUCAACUAAAUAUGACGCAGUUUCAAGUGCCAGAUUUAAAACCAGGAGGUCACAUGAUGGAUGUUAGAACAGCUGAUGGUUCAGUUGUGAAAAUCAGUGCUGGAAAUGAGCAAGAUUUAGCAAAAACACUUGGUGUUGAAAUGGUGCAAAAUAUGUACAAGGUAAAUGUCGAGGAUAUUAAUCAACUUUUAGCAUAUCAUGAAGUAUUUGGAAAACUACAAAGUGAAAUAGCAGCUGGUACAACCUUAGUUGGAAGUACAGUUCCUACUCAAACAGUUACCACUAUACAGAAUGGAACUCCAAUUGUACAACAAGUUCAAUUAAAUAAAUUUGAUAUUAAAUCAAGUGAUGGUGAAGCUACACCAGGACCAAGUGCUUCGCCUGUAUCAGUUGGAAGUCAUGCAUGUGAAAUAUGUGGAAAAAUUUUUCAGUUUCGCUAUCAGCUUAUUGUUCAUCGUAGAUACCAUACGGAAAGGAAACCUUUUACUUGUCAGGUGUGUGGCAAGGCCUUUUUAAAUGCAAAUGAUUUGACACGGCAUGGAAAAUGUCAUUUAGGUGGAUCCAUGUUUACUUGUACAGUUUGUUUUCAUGUAUUUGCAAAUGCACCAUCUUUGGAACGUCACAUGAAGCGACAUGCUACCGAUAAGCCAUAUAAUUGUACUGUAUGCGGAAAAAGUUUUGCAAGAAAAGAACAUUUAGAUAACCAUACGCGUUGUCAUACUGGAGAAACACCUUACAGGUGUCAAUAUUGUUCAAAGACUUUUACUAGGAAAGAACAUAUGGUAAAUCAUGUUCGUAAACAUACAGGUGAAACACCUCAUCGAUGUGAUAUUUGUAAAAAGAGCUUUACUCGCAAAGAACAUUUUAUGAAUCAUGUUAUGUGGCAUACAGGAGAAACUCCUCAUCAUUGCCAAGCUUGUGGCAAGAAAUAUACACGUAAAGAACAUCUCGCAAACCAUAUGCGUUCACAUACCAAUGAUACACCAUUUCGCUGUGAAAUAUGCGGUAAGUCGUUUACGAGAAAGGAGCACUUCACGAACCACAUAAUGUGGCACACGGGUGAGACGCCGCACCGCUGUGAUUUCUGCUCGAAGACAUUCACGCGAAAGGAGCAUCUCUUGAACCACGUACGCCAGCACACGGGUGAGUCUCCACACCGAUGCGGCUUCUGCUCCAAAUCGUUCACCAGAAAGGAACACCUUGUUAACCACAUCCGCCAACACACAGGAGAGACGCCUUUUCGCUGUCAAUACUGUCCGAAAGCAUUUACGCGGAAGGAUCAUCUGGUGAACCAUGUCAGGCAACACACGGGUGAGUCACCGCACAAGUGCCAGUAUUGCACCAAAUCCUUCACGAGGAAGGAACAUUUGACAAAUCACGUGCGUCAACACACAGGCGAAUCGCCACACCGAUGCCACUUCUGCUCCAAGUCAUUUACUCGUAAGGAGCAUUUGACGAAUCAUGUGCGAAUCCACACCGGCGAAUCACCGCAUAGGUGUGAAUUCUGCCAGAGAACGUUCACUAGGAAAGAACAUCUAAAUAAUCAUCUCCGUCAGCACACCGGAGAUUCGUCGCACUGUUGUAACGUGUGCUCGAAACCAUUUACAAGAAAGGAACAUCUCGUAAAUCAUAUGCGAUGUCAUACUGGUGAACGUCCAUUUGUAUGCACAGAAUGUGGCAAAAGCUUUCCUUUAAAAGGUAACUUGCUUUUUCACAUGCGCUCGCACAAUAAAGGCAGCAAUGCCGAGAGACCGUUUCGCUGCGAUCUUUGUCCAAAAGACUUCAUGUGCAAAGGACACUUAGUGUCUCACAGACGAUCUCAUUCGGACGAGCGACCACAUAGCUGUCCAGAUUGUGGGAAAACAUUCGUUGAGAAAGGAAAUAUGUUGAGACAUUUGAGAAAACACGCGGCGGAAGGCCCGCCGACACAAGUCAGCACGCCGUCAGCAAUUCCUCAAUCCGGUGUUCUGCCGAUUCCGGCGGCGGCUGUCCUGGUUGGCCAUCCUUUGGCACCCCCUGCGCCACCUGUAGUCCCACAACACACCGUUGUUGUGCCUACUCCCCCCGGUGUAUUGACCUCCUACUAAACCAAAUGAAGAAAGCAAGCAUGUGAAGGAAAAAACAGGAAAGCAUUUUUUUCAUAAGAAGAAAAAAAGAAAGUGAGUGUAUACAUAAUGAAUGUUUGUGUUUGUUAAUCAAUGAAAGUGCGCCGUUGAGUUGUUUCCUUUUUCCUUUUCUUGUUCGUCUGCUCUUUUCGUCGAAAGGGGAAAAAGAAAAAUACUGUUGAAACUUGCAAUUUCUACAGACACGAAAAAAAAUAAGUUAAUUGAUGAAGUGCAGUUAUGCGAUAUAAAAAGAUCGUUGUGACUACAGCGCUCCAUUGUUCAUGCUUCAAGUGUGUCCUCAUCGCAAUGCUCGCUGUAGCUACGUACAAGAAGAACGAGAGAGUUUAUACUAUGAACUUCAUCGGUUUUAAGCAGUUGACCGUGCUGCUAUGGUUGAUAGCAGUGUAUUAUCCAAAGUUUGAAUUUCUGUUUUUCUUUUACUUUCUUUUUUCUCUUUUUUUUCCUUCUUUUUGUAUAUGAAACAAUCAAUUUAUCAAAGAGAAAAAUAUUUGAUAUGUAUUAUCUAAUUCCACGCUGAUAAAUAUGGAAUUGAUAAUUGUGGCGAUUUGAUAAUGGGCACACGUAAUUUCGCUAUUAAUUCGACUAACUGCGGUAACGAUAUAACGCUGUAUUAGUUUUAUACAAUAAUUUCGUGUAAAGAAAAGAAACAAAAAAGAAAAGUAACGAAAUUAAUGUAUUUACUAAUUGAAGUAAAAUUUAGCGUGAUAUAAUCUAAUGCGCGAUAUACCUCUGAAAUAAUGGUAUAAUCAUGAUUUUAAAAGAUUUAUCGAGUAGCUUGCUUGAAGUACAAAAUAUAUUUGGAAUUCAAAUAUAUUUCAUUACGUGCGGAUUUGUAUUAUUUUUAUCACAAUUUUAUUAAACUGUUCUGUUUAAAUUGAGACACGUAAAAAGAAAUAACUAUUCGAAAUGAUCAUAAAAUAUAGAAGUAUAUACAUUUGCAUCUGUCACGUUGUUCAGCGCCACAAAUUUUUUUACGUUAAAUAUUUAUUGCCAUCUAUAAUAAUAUUGUCAUUUGUACAAUAAACGUAUCACAAAUAUUCUAUUGAUGUUAAAAAGUUGUUCUUUUUUUCUUAUGAGUUCGCUUUUUUUACAUACUUGGUUGUAGAAAUAAAGGAAAAUUUCUCUAUGUAAAAUCUAAUAUAAUAAAUAUACAUUUUAUUACUUGCGUAAAAAAAUUCUGCGUAAACGUGACUGAGAAAGAUACUACAAAUUAUAAUCGGUAAUUUUCAAUUUACUGAUAUUAUAUUUAUGUUUACUUUAAUGCGAGGAAUUAUAUUUAAAAGAAACAUUUUAAAACACGAUGUAUGUUUUAUUGAUACAGACAUGAAUGUCGAAUUAAAGUUUCACGUUAGUUGUCCAUUUUAGCUGUAGUCAUGUUUUCUCUUUUUUUUAACUUUUCUUUUUGUUUAAUCGUAAUUAUUGUAAUAAUGAGUGCAAUAUAAUUUUGCCGAUUUCACUUAAGCGUUGAUCCGCAGCGAAUACCAACUGUCACUACAGUAGAUAACACUAAGAAAGCAAAAAAUGAUCAGGCAAUAGUGAUUCUAUACUUUUUUUAGUGUAUAGGGACGAUUUUGGAUUAUUUUGAUUCUUAAAAUUAAUUUUAAUUGGUUAACGAUAUUUGCGUCUCGUCUACUUUAAAAAGAAGAAAAAAAUAUUAUUGACUCUAGCGAUCUUGUAAGGCCAUGUAUUUCGUAUUUACGAUUAAGAAUAAAAGAUAAAAAGUCGUAAGCCUGGUUCUGCGGUAACGUUGUUCAGUGCUGUAAGUUACCUAAAUAUAUAUCACAUAUUUAAAAGAGCAUUCAAAAUAAAUAACUAAUACGUACGUUCAGUAAAACGGAGAGAAAAAAUUCACAAUCGUAUAUUAACGAUUGCUGCAGUGCCAGGUUUACCUUAAUUAUGUAUAAUACUAUAAUAAUAACAACUAUUGAAUAUAAACACGAGAAAGAUAAUAAAUUUAUUAACGCGCGUGCAUGCGUCACAUGGAGUUUCGUGUACGAUAAUGUUCGUCACUCUGUAGAAGUCUAGAUUAAUAUAUUAUGAUAAAUAUAUCUAAGUAUAUCCAAACAGUUAGAUAUCACGUACUAUUUAACGAGAAAUGGGAAGAAAAAAAAAUAACAAGGGAAAAAUGAAUUAAUACCGCAGAUUCACUUUAUGAGUGACAUACAAAAUACAUGUCACAUACGGAGCGUAAAAUUUUCACAUUAUAUUCGUAGAAAAACAAAAAGUGAUGUAUAGAAAAAGCGAGAAAUGAGGAUAUGAAGGAAAUACGCAGUUUGUGCAAAGAUACAUCUAGAAAGGAAAAACAAAUAUAUAUGUAUAAUAUAUAUUGCUCACGCUUAUAUACAUUAUGUAUAUAUAUGUUGUACACGACGUGAAAAUGAAAUAAAAAGAAGAAAACUAUGAUGCCGUACCGGAGACACUUAAUGCAAGUAAUAUUUCCGACGAUACGUGUAAAGAAUUCCUUCGCAAUUUAUUCAUGGCAUCGCUCCUUGUAAUUUGCUAAAAAGUCUAACGAGGAAUAAAUAGAAAUAAUGUUUAUAUGAAUUAUUAUUAUUAUUAUUAUUGAUAAUAUUAUUAUUAUUGCAUUAUUAUUAUUGAUAAUUAUACAUUACGAAAAAUAAAAUUAAGAGUUGGUUCAUGCUUUUAAGAGAUUUAGUUUCGUGCUUGUUUUAAAAAAAAAUAGCAAGCAAGUAUCAGAUCCAACUGUUCCCUUUGAAUCGAAGCGAUUUUAUGAAAGAUAUUAAAUAAAAGAACAGUAAGAUACUACUUCACUAAGAUUCGUAACCAGUCAGUUUUUUUGCGUAAUUUUUAAUAAAACUUCUAGCUUUUGUCUUUUUUCACUAACAAUAAAAAAUCCCUGAAAUAGAAACGUUUCGGUUCAAAGAGAAGUAUGAUGGUGAAGGAAAGAAUUCGAAAUAUGAUUUACUUUUAGAUAGAAUGAAAUAUGUAUAGAAUUUUAUUAUGCACCAUUGUAAUAUUAUGUAUCCCAGUUGUGACACAAUAUACACUGGUGUUAUGUUAAAUGUGAA
Molecule: messenger RNA, 6277 nt
Organism: Frieseomelitta varia
Lineage: Eukaryota; Metazoa; Arthropoda; Insecta; Hymenoptera; Apidae
Product: zinc finger protein 271-like
Exons: 11
Coding region: 186-3209 (1007 amino acids)
Biological process (GO): regulation of transcription by RNA polymerase II
Molecular function (GO): RNA polymerase II cis-regulatory region sequence-specific DNA binding; DNA-binding transcription factor activity
Source: RefSeq, a predicted model, not a curated record